UAAUGUGCGAUGAUAGGAUAGGAAGUGUUUCGUGAAACAAUAAUGGUUGAAAUUUUAUUUUUGUUUCUGGCUAGAGAACUAUUUACUUUCAAGUGACUCGUGUUUCAGUGGUUUAUAAUUUGUCUGUGGAAAUGCAUUAAGUUUGCCACUAAUGCCCCACUGUUCUGAAUAAGGCUCGAGGAAAGUACGAAGAAAGAUAGUAAAGAAGGAAAGUAAGGAAAUUAAAGAAGGAAAGAUUAAGGUAUUAGGUACUUAGGCCUAGUCCUACAAAAUACUGAAAAGGUUUGUUUUGACGAAGACCAGUGGAAAUUAGCCAUUGAAUUAAUGAAGCGCAUAGGACAUUGAAUUUAGAGUGCCAAUUCUGUACAAAUUUUCAAGUUAAUGAAUAACGGUCUAAGAAAUAUGUUUGUCCAAUCAGAUACUGGUCUCAAAUUAAAGAAUUUAUACUAAUCUGAUAAAAAUUAUGUGGUCUGUGUGGGAAGAAGUGAUUGGUGUGAGUGUAACAAAAUGGAUGAUGGGGAAGUUAUUUUGAUUGCUCCAGAUAAUAAAAAUCAAGAUGGUUCUCAGACAUAUUUCAUUUUAGACCCUUGCUCUUCAGAGGAUUGUGUUGAUGGUCCUACCGGUAUAGAACUUAUUGAUUUAACAGACGAUUAUAAAGUCAAGAAUACAGGAGCAAUUGCAGUUGUAUCUACGAGCAGUUCUGGUGCUUUAGAAAUCACACUGAAGAAACCAAAAGAAGAAAUGGAUCCUAAAAACCUAUCUGAAAUGGAAGAAAUUGGUUGGGAGGUUACAACCAAUAGUGAGAGUGAUCCUAUUAUUGAUAUGAUUACUGAUGAUGACACAGUGCAUCAUGUAAAAGACGAAGAGGAUGUUGACGUUGAAGAAAUCACCAUUCAUGACCCAAGUGAUAAAAGUAAACCAAAAGGUGAACCUGAAUUAAUUGACAUAAGCGAAGCGGAGGAAGUUCAACAAGAAAGCCAGAAUGAUCAAGAUGAUGACCCUGAAGAAGAUGUUCUGUUUAUUGAUGAUGCUAAGUAUACUGAACUGCAAGAUGAAGUUGCUCCUGAAAGUAUGCAAGAACUCAACAACUUAAAAGAACAUGUAAUUCAACAGAUAGAGGGCAAAAGAGAAGAAGAUACCACAAAUAAAGUUUCAGUGAAUUCAGAAAAUGCCACGCUAGAUGACAGUGGUGAUGUUAAAAUAAUAGAUGUUAUUGAGAACAAGGGAGAUAAACUGGAAAAUGUUAUCACAAUGUCAUUUGAUAUUGUAUCUGGUCCAGUUACUUCAAAAACAUUGAACCAAACUGUAAAUUCUCAAGAGGCUAUUGUUCAUGGCCAGGUGUUUGAAAUACCAUCUGAAAAUAAAAAUGUUAAUGAGAAUGAAAAGGAAUUAACUGAUAGUACAAAUACCGCAUUAACUUUGCUAGAAUUAGCUGGAAGCACAGGUGCAACUCUUACGAACAUAGACAUUAAAUCAGAUAAUAUUUUAAUCUCAGAUAGCUCAUCAGUUCAAGAAAAUAAUGCUCACGUGGAAGAAACUGAAAUUGAUCCAAAUGAACCAACAUUAACUACUCUUCAACCUGUUCAGCUUGACACUACAAUGCAAAGCACCAUUACCUCUGAAACUUCUUUUUCUAAAGCAAGUGAUACACAAUGUGCAAUUCCUAACCCUUCCUCAAAAACUAAAACUGAUGUCUCGUCGGCACCAAAAACGCCAAUUUCUAGAACAUCUGAUGAUGUAUUACAACGAUUAAGGGAUGGGGAUACCCCAAGACAACUGAUGGGGAAGGAAUCUGGAAGACGAGGUAGAGAUGUCAUUUACAUGAGUCCCAUGGUGACUCAGGCAGAAAUUGCUCAAGAGUUCAUGGACAGACAAUUGCAGAAAAAUCCAUACACAGAACCUACUGGAGGAGAUUAUUUGUUUGCCAUGAAACUAACACAUAGAUUAGCAACCAAGAUUGCACCCUCUGGGACAACUGUACAGCAGCCUGAAGAAACAACUAAUGAAACAAAAGAAGAUGGUGACAUUACAGCUAACUCCCAAAAGAGUUUAUCUUCAGAAAACAACCUUAAGCCUAUUUCAAAUACUGAGAUUGUAAAAGAGGCUAAGAAAAACUAUGCAAUAUCUGAUAAGAUUGAACUUUUAAAAAUUUUAGAAGAUGAUCCUGAUGACCCCAUUUCUUCCACAGAUGAAAGUCAAAUUGUUUUAGAGCAGAAGGUAAAGUCAGAUAGAAAGAGACUGUCAAACGCUCCUUUGAUAAGGAUGAACCCAGAAUUGGAAAAAGAAUUGGCAUUAAAACAGUUGCAAGAUUUCAGUCAAGGAAGUGAACGUGGAAAAAAGAAAGUCAGUUUUAGCCCUGAUAGAAAAAUUAAAUUAGAGAAAGGUCAAGAAAGAAAUAAUAACCUUAAUUCUCUAAAGAAAACUACCAAUGUAACUAGAAAGAGACGUAGUGAAAUUUUAGCUCAACCUUUUAAGAAAAUAAAAAAAGAAGCUGUUAAAUCUGUUAAUGCAGCUCCACAGCUAAUAACUGAAACGCUUAUUGUUGAAGGUCAGGCAAUUAGUGAUGACCUUUCCACAAAAGAUAGUAAAUCAUUAAAACAAUAUUCUAACAAAAGACUGUCGAGGAGCUCUGAAACUCCUCCUCGCCACUUACCUAUGGAUAUAGUGCUAAAUGGAAUUGAUGAUCUGCCCACAGAGGGUUCGUCAACUAAUAAAAUCUUUAAAGCUACUAAUCCAAGGAAAAGAAAAGCAGAGCUGCAAGAAAAGAGACAGAAACAAAUUGCUAAUGUGUUUCAAACAAACAAACCUCAGAAAAGGAGAGGAAGGCCACCUAAGAGAAAACCAUAUCCAACAAAUGAUGAAUUGAAUAAAGAGUUUCUUCUAAAGGCUACGUUGGAAACUAACAACGGAUUACACGAGAAUAAUCUAGAGAGUCCCAAUCAAAGUACAAUCCCUCCUGAUGCUGAAGAGAAACCUAUAAAAACAAAAAAAAUGAGAGAAAUUGAACGCCUUCUCGGGGAUGAAGGAGCUAUAAAUAUGCUUUACUCUAUAGAGCAAAAGAGGGCUUCUGGGGGGGAUUCAAAAAGAGGAAUGCUGCCCUCAUAUCGCAGAAAAAAGAGAGAUUUGAUUCUUAAAACCAAGCUUGUUAAAUCUGCCGUUUUACGGCAAACAACAAAUUCACCUCACCCAGUUGGAAGACUUUCUCUGCGCGGUCAAACCCCCAAAGAAGAGGUCAAAGAAGAGGAAUCAAGUGAAAAGGCAGCAUCUCGAAAAAUGUCUGUGGAUUCUCAUGAUUCCCACCACUCUCUUUCGUCUCCACCACCUGAGGCCUUCCCAUUCCCAGCAAAGAUUGUACCGGCAGAAGCUUCAAGAAUCAUUAGAAGGCAUUCUUCAAGCAGUAAUUACUCAAGUCGUAGUAACAGUCCACGGAGACAAAGUGUUGAUGGAGAACGAACUAUCAUUACCUCUCCAGGAGAAAAAAACAGUGAAGCUGAACAAAUAGAUUCUUCAUUUAUCAAUAACAGCAAGCAAAAACCAGUUAAAUCACCACAGCAUUUACUUGGAAAAUCUAUAAAAAGUCCUGACAACAAAUCUGAAAGAGAAACAGUAGAUAAAGCCAAGGAAAGUAACAAUAAAGAGCUUACUCCCCAAACUACUCCUGCUAUAGAAUCUAAGAAAACCCCAAUGUCCCUAAAGAACACCUCUAAGUUAGCUGAUAAAGUCGAAAUUCCGAGAAGAGGAAGGAGAAGAAUAUUUAUGACUAGCAAAAUGAAGAACCACUUACAAUUAAACACUUCACUUGCUGCUGCUGUUGAAGAUUUUGCUAAAGAAAAUAAAAGUGGUGGCAAAAACAUUCCAGUCGAGACUCCAAAAAAACUAUCCACAUCUGCAGUUCCUACUUCCAAAGCAGUAUACAAAAAGGCAUCAGAUAAAGUCAGGACCCCAAAGUCGUCCAAGGUUUACAAGGAGCUGACUUUGAAGAGACACGACCGAGUAGUCGAGAUCAGUUUGACUCCCGUCUCCACUAAACUGCAAAACGCAUUCAACGUCAAUGUGCUGCAGGAGUUGACCUCAGUGUUGACAGGACUGGCCAAAGAUGAAAACUGCCGUGUGGUUCUCAUAACAUCACAAGGCCCUGUGUUUUGUCAAGGAGUGGACUUUCCUGCCCUUAUCAAACCUACUCCAGAGCAACGGAAGGGUGCGGCGCUUUCGAUGGUUGUUGCCAUCAAAGAGUUGGUCAAGAGUGUGGCUGUCCUGUCUCGGCCACUAGUGGCGGCUGUGCAUGCUCCGUCUGUAGGUCUGGGGGUGACUCUGCUGCCUCUGUGUGAUAUGGUAUUGGCUGAUCAGAACGCUACUUUUCACACUCCCUACACCCGCCUAGGCCACGUACCGGAGGGGGCUGCAACACUAACUUUUCCCUCUCUUCUCGGGCCUGUUGCGACGAGUGAGUUGCUGUUUGCUUGUCGAAAGUUUACUUCCUCAGAAGCACAAAAGGCUGGUCUUGUAACUAGAGUGUUGCCUUCGGAAAACUUUCAUGAAGAAAUCCUGGCCAUCGCCAAGUCUCUGUCCACACAUUCCGCUCAGGCAAUGAAUGAGACCAAGAUGUUGCUGAGACACAGCCUACUGAUGGGAUUGGAGACUACACUGGUGUCAGAGGCUCAUCUAUUGACCAAACACUGGGUGACAGCCGAGUGUCAGGCUAACUUCACCUCUGCCCUAGACAAGGGAGAGUACGUUCUGGCUGCACCUUCUACCAGCACCAGCACCAGUGGAGAGUCCUCAAUCAAGGAUGGACCAAAGUAACCAGAGGAGACUGAAUUGAAAGCUGUACAUAAACUUAAGUGCAUUUUAAGUGUUUUAUUCUCUAACUAGUAAGGUAUUUUUAUAAUCAUAAGUAGUAAGUGUUUUGUUUUUAUAAAAUUUUAUUGGUUAUUGUUUAGAAGAUCAACACUACUAAGUUAAUAAUUUUGGAGACUAGCUGUUUAAAAUUUUUAUAAAAAACAUUAGGAUGAUCGCAUUUUAAUGUAAUCGUAAUGAGUAAUUUUGUAGGGAGUUUAGUUUUAGGCUUAUGAUUCAAAUCCUUUACAGGCUUUUCCACUUAUUCAAGAAAACAAAAUUUUAUCCAUUAAUUAGGGAGUUUUAGCUUCCUAGCCCAAACUAACAAUCACUUGAUAUAGGCUAUUCUUAUCCCUAAUACUCAUAAAUUUAAUCACAAUUUGAUGUUAUAAUAAAUUUGACAAAAAAGGUAGGCCUACCUAUUAAGUUAUUGAGUCUGAUGAAUUUGCUAUGUAUUCAACUUAAACUUUACAUACACCUAACUGCCUUUAUCUUAACAUUUGUUAUUUUGAAUCUUGCAGUGGCAAUGGUAGCUUAAAUUCUGUUAUAAAAUUGUUAUGCUAUAGAUAUAUCAAUGUUAUAACUUUUCAUGUUAACAUUUUAUUGGUUGUUACAUCUUGACGUUUGAUGUUGAAAAUGGGAAGACGUUCUGUACAGGUUUUAGCUUGAUACUGCUAACAUUUAAAGUAUUACUUUUUACAUACAAAUAUAUUCAAUUCAAGGUUUCCAUAUUUUACAAAAUAUAUACUGUAUCUAAUUUUGUAAAUGAGGUAUCGGGGGGGUUUUCAAGGCGGGAUUAAAAUUGAGUCUAUUUAGUUUGAUGAGUUUUGGUUUGUCACUUAAAAUUUAUAAUGUUAGAAAGGGGUUUAUUCUUUUUUAACAAAUCUAUUUCAUUGGAUAAACCUAUGCAUCAUUCUGUUGUAGGCGAAAGAAACAUAUUUUUGCAGGCAUCGGUUCUGUAAUUUAUUUAUCAUCAAGUAAUCUGACUUGAAAGUAGCUAGCUAAGGAUUCUUGGCGAGGAUAUUUCUAACUAUUUCUACCGACGAAUAUUAAGGAGUAGCUUAACUGAAAUGACCCAUCUAACGUGGGACAAAUGAACAUCUUAUCCUGGGAAAUUGAAUUAAAAUAGUACAGCUGCAUGGUUUCUAAACAGCCAGAUUUUUUAAAGCAAAUUAGAUAAAACAUACCAGAGUUUUUUUUUUCAGAAGUUUCGUUUGCUGUUCAUCACAAUGGCGUUUUGUUAUGUUUUAACAAUUUUAAUAAAACACAUUUAUUAUAAUAACUUCAAUUACAAAUACCAAUAAUAAAACAUAGCUAGGCAAUACAAUAAUUUUUACAGAAAUGUUUUCUUUCAUUAACAUUAGGUGAAAUUAAGGAACUUAACAAAAUCAAAAGGAACUUGCCUAGAAAGUCCUUAUUCUAUCAACAUCAACAGAUUUGAAAAAGUUAAAAAUGUUAUGUAUGAUUGUUUAUACUAGUAUUCAGUAUUUCUACAUUCAGAUUUCAUACAUUGAUUCCUGUACCUGGAAAAUUUAAAAAAUUGCAUACACCUUUCUGUUUUGAAUUGUUUUCUUUAGUUAUUUUUUUACCUACAAAAUUAAUUUUUGGUCAGUUUUUGUGUGAAUCAAUGAUUGUGCAAUCAUUUUUAUGUUGUUAAGCUUUAUAUGUAUUGUAAAUUAUUUCUAGCGAAUCAUUUGGAGUUUACAAUUAUUAGAUUUUUGAUGUAAAGACACUAUCUUGUUCUAGAGUAAUAUAUUUAAGAUACUUAUAUAUUCUUGUUUAUUUCACCAUCUUUUCUAUAAGACAACUAGUUGUGAUUUGUCUUCGUUGUUAGGAUUAAAUAAUUUUUGGAACACUUUAUUUUUAAAGAAUAAUUAAUAUUUUGGCAUUACUUUAUUUUUGAAUUUGUGUAGACCACAUUUCAUUUGAUGAAAUUCUAUCAAUUAAAAAUUAUGACUAUUUCGUUGCUUUUUUUGUGAUAACCUGAACAUUUUUUUUUAAUUGAUUAUUUUAUUUUCAAUCUUUCUUUAUGUAACUUGGCUUUAUUUACACACUUUAAUCGCAAUUGUGUCAGCUGGUAGUUUUACACCUUUGUUGUUGUUGUAACAUUUGUUGAUGUUGCAAAUUUUUGUAGGUCUCCAUUUAGCACCAUAUAUUUGGUUUGAAAAAUGUUAAUUUUUCAUUACAAAAAAUUGCCUUUUGCUGGUUUUUACAGACAGCACUACUAACAAUUCUGUUGCUGUAACGUUGUCAGUGAAUCUUUGUAUGCAACACAAAAUUGCAUAGUUAUACAUUUUUUUUUAAAGAGAAAAGUUAAAGAUCUUUGUGGUAGUUAACUCAUAACAUUUUCAUUUAAACUUUUACAUCAGUUACUUUUUUUAUAGGAAGCUACACAAAUAUUUUUGUACAGUCCGCAAGAGUAAUUGGAUAGUUAUUUAAACUGAAAUGAUAACAAUUAUUUUACCACUUUGUAUCUAUAGAUAUGUACAUAUUAAUCAAAGAUCAUAUGUAAAAUAGUUCUCUAAAGUAUUAUAUUUUAGAAGGAUGAUUUGUUAAGGCCUAGUUACGCACUGAUUUGAGCAAUACAGCCUGAAUAAUCAGACUUGUACCGUUUGAUAAAGUUUUUGGACCAAAUGUGGUAUGUACAUACAAUAUUCAUAUUAGAGAUGCACAUUAUAUUUACUGUUUUGGUUAGUAAAGUAUAUUAUUUCACAA
Messenger RNA from Macrosteles quadrilineatus (aster leafhopper), 7551 nucleotides. RefSeq lists its product as uncharacterized. The record is from RefSeq and is a predicted model, not a curated record. The transcript has 9 exons. The coding region runs from base 508 to 4803 and encodes 1431 amino acids. NCBI's taxonomy places the organism in Eukaryota, Metazoa, Arthropoda, Insecta, Hemiptera, Cicadellidae.